Aedes aegypti (yellow fever mosquito) is the source of this 2860-nucleotide messenger RNA. RefSeq names its product segmentation protein Runt (gene RunxB). The transcript has 6 exons. Gene Ontology annotation, cellular component: nucleus. Gene Ontology annotation, biological process: regulation of DNA-templated transcription. Bases 713 to 2620 code for a protein of 635 amino acids. Gene Ontology annotation, molecular function: DNA-binding transcription factor activity, RNA polymerase II-specific; RNA polymerase II cis-regulatory region sequence-specific DNA binding; ATP binding. The record is from RefSeq and is a predicted model, not a curated record. Lineage: Eukaryota; Metazoa; Arthropoda; Insecta; Diptera; Culicidae.
AGAACGCUUUUUUUCCUGCUCAACCCACCGACCACGAUACAACCACACACCAGACCACCACAUCUCGAUAUUCCAUGGAAGCGCAGGACGAGAGGCCACAAGGCAUUGGUUGCGUGUUUCGGUAUCUCACUCAUCAUCAUCAUCAUCCAGUGGUACCGCACAGUUACCGCGAUCUUAUACCGCAGAAGGCAGUCAGCUAGCUAGCUAGGUACCGCGCGCGAGUUCGAGUUAACCGAAGGUCCGAAGUCGCGUUCGACUCGAGUGAACACUUUUACCGUCGCUGGAGUACGUUUUCGGUAACGAAUCGAACGGUUUGGAAUCAAUCGGCUGUGUUACCGCAAGUGAUUGAGUGAAAAAUGCCACACUCUGGUGGUGAAGUGUGUGACCAAAUGUGGAUUAAUAAUCAAACCUGUGCACAGACGUGAAGAAGAAUACCUUUGAGUUGGGAUAAGCUCAAAUAUAUUUGAGGAUAACAAAGCAAGAAUAUGUUGGAUUACUCAAAUAACGAAAAAAAAAACGACUUGUUUGGAAACCUGCAAAGUUAUUUUGAACAAGAAGAAAACAACAGAGUGUUGAACAGACUAGAAUUUAUUGGUGUAUUAUAUUAGCUUGACAGAAUGAAACAUAUGCGAGUGCAGUUCUGACCCAGGGCUUGAACAAUAUUGACGACAUUUUGUGCAAGUGAGUGAAACAUACCUGCACCGAAGAAAAAAUGCACUUGGCCACACCUGAAGUGACUUCCACAACCAAUCCGACAUCGAUGGAGCUCAAUGGGAACAGUGGCGGCGGAUUAAACACAGACAGUGUCAAUACCAAUGGAACCACCAAUGAUGGCACCUCAAAGCAUCAACCACUAACGGCGGAAAGUUUGGCGGAGCGAACCAUCGAAGGUCUGCUGGCGGACCAUCCCGGAGAGCUAAUCCGCACCGGAUCACCACAUGUGGUUUGCACCGUCCUUCCGAAUCACUGGCGAUCGAACAAGACACUGCCCGUGGCCUUCAAAGUGGUUGCCCUUGGAGACGUUGGCGAUGGCACGAUGGUUACUGUGAUGGCAGGCAAUGACGAGAAUUUCUGCGGGGAGCUUCGAAACUGCACGGCCAUUAUGAAGAAUCAGGUGGCAAAGUUCAACGAUCUCCGGUUCGUUGGCCGCAGUGGAAGAGGAAAAAGUUUUACCCUGACGAUAGUGAUAUCGACGGUUCCGAUCCAGGUUGCAACGUACACCAAGGCGAUCAAAGUGACGGUCGAUGGUCCACGGGAACCGCGGUCCAAAAUUCGGCACCAGGGCUUCCAUCCGUUUGCAUUCGGGCCGCAACGAUUUGGACCGGAUCCGCUGAUGGGAACGUUACCGUUCAAGUUACCAGGUUUUCCACAUCAAUUAGGUGGCAUGGCGGGCCAUUUACAUAUGGCCAACGAUUGGCGGCAGCUCAAUGGUCGGACUGCGGCUGGAUUUCCAAGUUCACAUUUUUUUCACCACCAUGCGGCCACCAAUCCGGCCCAUUUUGCACCGCAUAUGUUGGCGGCCAUCGAUCGCAUUGAGCAACAUCAGCAACAACAACAGCAGCAACUUCAACACCAUCGACAACACCCAACGGCAGCGGCAACGACGAUGGGAAUGCUCUCAGCGGUAGCCGCAGCAGCCUCCACAUCAGGGUCUACCGUUGGCAUCUUCAACAAUGAACCCGGGGGCAGCAAUAAUGACGGGGGCUCCGUAAUAAACUCGCCCCGGAUUAGCGAUUCCAAUGAUGUCCAUAACGCCCUCGGAAAUUGCAAUCCUCACAGCACAACUAGUCCAAAGAGUUCACCAAAUCCCUCCAGCGAUACCCUCCAACGUGUCUCAUCUAAUACUACCAACGCUAAGUUGUCGUCAGACGCAGACUACGAUCGAGAAGAUCUGGAAGAUGACAACGAUCAAAUCAGUGUCACCGGUUCCGAUCAAGGUAGCACUGGACAAGCGGAGAAUGACCGAAGAAGCCCUUUACUGGGAGGUGCUUUCACUUCAUUGAUACAGAAAAAUCAUGUCAAGAUGAAAGGCGGCCUGGACAUCUUCCAUAAUGGAGCGUUUGCUGCGGGAUCGUAUUCACCGCAAGUUCAGCAACCACACCCUCUGAAUCAUGCUCUGGCCGCACAGCUGUUCUUCCAAAAUCCCCUCAUACCUCAACCAAACCAUUGGUUGUACAAUCAACUGUACGGAAACUACCAGGAACUUCCAUGGUUCCGGCAAUCGCUGUUUGCGAACAACAACAAUAAUAAUAACGGCACGCAAAACAACGACAGCAAGGAAAGCCCCGAAUCCCCAAAGAGUACCGAAACCAAUGGGAACAAACGAUCGAUAACGGUAGUUUCCAGCAACGGCGAAGACGAAGAAGAUUGUUCCCCACGAAAAGCGAUUGCCAUCGAUGAUGAGGAAGACGAACGUCGGAAAAAUUCUCCUUCCGUUACGUCGACGAAGCGAUCACCGAGUCCGGAAGUGUCACCGGAUUCGCCCUGUACGGAUAGCGUUUCCAGUUUGACAGUUCUGGAGGGGGCAACAAAGCUGAGCAGAAGUCGUUCGGUAGAGAAGUUGAAUCGCGAGUUGCAGCAAGCAAAUUCCAAGCAUAGCGACGUGUGGCGUCCUUAUUAGGGAGAGGAAGAGAAAUAUUAGAGUGAAUGAUUGGUUAAUUGGAAAACGUUUCUUACAUGCAAGGAAGGUUGAAUCAAAUGCAGGAUAGAAUAUUUCAAACGUGGUUCAAAAUAUUGUCUCAAGUAAUAUGACUCAAGAAUACGAUUGAUGAACUCGAAAUAUUACGUUGAAGUUGAUUUUACAGUCAUGAUACGAUAACCGAGCUACCACGAUAUUACCCGGAUGAGCAGCAGAGAACCC